GACGAAGACGAGCCCGUGAAGGCGAAGGCCAAGCCGGCGCGCCCCAAGCCCGAGGUGGAAGACACCGUCAUCGGCAUCGAUCUGGGCACCACCUUCUCCUGCGUGGCGGUGAUGAAGAAGAGCGGCGUCGAGAUCAUCCCGAACGACCAGGGGAACCGCAUCACUCCGAGCUACGUCUCGUUCACCGAGGGCGGCAAGCUGAUCGGGGAGGCGGCCAAGAACGAGGCAUCAGUCCGCCCGACGCAGACCAUGUUCGACAUCAAGCGCCUGAUCGGCCGUCGCUACAGCGACGAAACUGUGAAGGGCACCGGGGUCGGCCAGAAGCUCCGGCUCCCGGGCGGGCUCAAUGUCCUCGCGCUGGAGGGUGAGGCCGAAGCAGGCAAGUUCCUCGUCUGCGUGGACGGCGGAGCCGGCGUGGGCGACCUCGCGGCGAAGAUUCACGGCGCCCUGCAGAAGAACUGCAUAGGAGGACACCCGGUCAGGCUGCUCAACGGGCACCGCGCGGAGCUGCCCAGCGACGAGUGUGCCGCAGACAUCCUCCGCGAUGGGGAGGGGGUCAUCGCGAUCCUGUCCAAGGACCCGUUGAACAGACCGCCGUGGAGCGCGAACAGGCUGGAGGAGGGCGUUGACAAUACGGAGCAGACCGACGAGGUCGAGAAGCCUGAAGGUCGACCUCCGGGGCCCGGCGAGACGUUCGAGGAGGACGUCCAGGUGCGGAAGCCGCUGGAGCUCCAGGGGCCUCCGGGAGACUGCUGGGAGCUUGCGAACUUGACGCCGAAGCUCCGCGAGUUCAUCUCCAUGCGGUUCUGCGAGGUGGCCUCCUGCAACGCCCAGCUGGAGAACCAUUCGAGGACUUCAUUGUGGUGA
This is a messenger RNA of Prorocentrum cordatum, 867 nucleotides long. The record is from the annotation of a GenBank genome assembly. NCBI's taxonomy places the organism in Eukaryota, Dinophyceae, Prorocentrales, Prorocentraceae.